Messenger RNA from Coccomyxa subellipsoidea C-169, 714 nucleotides. RefSeq lists its product as hypothetical. The record is from RefSeq and is a predicted model, not a curated record. NCBI's taxonomy places the organism in Eukaryota, Viridiplantae, Chlorophyta, Trebouxiophyceae, Coccomyxaceae. The transcript has 4 exons. Bases 1 to 714 code for a protein of 237 amino acids.
AUGUUCAUGCAGGAAAUAAUGGAAGCAGGCGCAGAUGAAUUUGCUGCAGAGGACUUGGCAGAUGAUGUGAUUGUGGACGGCCAGGCAUCAACAUUUGAGCAGACUCGGCGGGAGAUCAUCUCGCCCGUUCUUGUGCUGGCUGUGCUCCUGAUGACGCGCAUGCAGCUGGUGCCGGAGAUACGUGUGGAGGGCACCCUUGGCACCGGGCCUUUGGACUACGCGGCGCACGGUCCUUGCGGGGUCAGCGACGCCAAUGCGGGGCGGGGCCAAGGCGAGAGGAACGCUGCGACAGACGCGCCCAUGUUGACUGCGCAGCCGCGCACCUGGCGGCAGCAGCAGGCCCCUAGCGCACACAGGCAAGACAGUGUCUCAGUGGACCUGUCUGGCGGGUCACCGGGCAGAGAGGUCAGAUCUGGUGACCCUGCCGGGAUUCCAGCUACAAGGCCUGGGCACAGCGGCUUGGACAGAGCAGCUGCCAUGCUGCCACAGCCCUCUGCAGCGGCCGAGCCAAGCCACAGGAAUAGCAUGCAGCUUGCAGUCGCCGGCAAGUUGCACUCAUUAAAGCAGCACCCCCAGGGGCUCAACCAGCCUGGGAGAGCCCUGGCAGCGAUGUGGCACCUGGAGCGGUGGAAAGCUUCGGCGGAAGCUGCGAGGCAGCUACCGGGCGGGGCCACUGACGAAAGCGCCGGCCAAAUCAGGUGCGCUGCUAGCUAG